UCUGGUCGUCCAGGCCGCGCCCCAGCCCUAGUGACGCAAAGUGCCUGUCUGCUCCUGAGUCUCACCUGUGCCUCUGACUUUCCCCCCCCUCAGCUUGAGACUGCAUACAGAGUGUGAUCCCGGAGAGUGGGAACUCAUGAGUGCCUGGUCAGCACCUCUGAAAAAGAAGCUGGGAGAAGACAAGUCCAUGGCUACGUUCUUCUGUCAGUUGUGUGGGAAGACGUUCCUCACCCUGGAGAAGUUCACUGUCCACAAUUACUCCCACUCCAGGGAGCGGCCAUUCAAAUGCUCGCAGCCUGAGUGUGGCAAAGCCUUUGUUUCCAGAUAUAAGUUGAUGAGGCACAUGGCCACCCACUCUCCCCAGAAGACCCACCAGUGUGCUCACUGCGAGAAGACCUUCAACCGCAAGGACCACCUGAAGAACCACCUGCAGACCCACGACCCCAACAAGAUGGCCUACGGGUGCGAGGAGUGUGGGAAAAAGUACAACACCAUGCUGGGCUACAAGCGGCACCUGGCUCUGCACGCGGCCAGCAGCGGGGACCUCACCUGCGGGGUCUGCGCCCUGGAGGUGGGGAGCACCGAGGUCCUGCUGGACCACCUCAAAGCCCACGCGGAAGAAAAGCCCCACAGCGCAACCAAGGAGAAGAAGCACCAGUGCGACCACUGCGAGAGAUGCUUCUACACCCGGAAGGAUGUGCGCCGCCACCUGGUGGUCCACACAGGAUGCAAGGACUUCCUGUGCCAGUUCUGCGCCCAGAGAUUUGGGCGCAAAGACCACCUCACCCGUCACACCAAGAAGACACACUCCCAGGAGCUGAUGAAGGAGAGUCUGCAGACCGGAGAUCUUCUGAGCACCUUCCAAACCAUCUCGCCUUCUUUUCAGCUGAAGGCUGCUCCCCUGUCUCCUUUCCCGAUAGGAGCUCCUGCCCAGGACGGGCUUGUAAGUAGCUUGCCCCCUGAGGUCCACGAGUUCACCCUAGAGCUCACAGACCAAGCUGUCCCACCGAUGCAGAUCCUGGCAGAGCCCAUUACCUCCCUGCAUCCCUUUCUGUCUCCCAACUCUCCCCCUCCGGUGCUGCCUGAUCACAAGUACAGUGCCGCUUCUACCUCAUACUCCCCCCCACUGGUGAGCCUGCCUCUCAAAGCAGAUACUAAAGGUUUCUGCAAUAUCAAUUUGUUCGAGGACUUGCUUCUGCAAGAGCCUCAGUCACCUCACAAGCUCAGCCCAGGUUUUGAGCUGGCUAAGGGAAGUGCUGGUAAAGUAAUCCUCCCCAAGGAGCUACCAGCAGAUGCUGUGAACAUAACAAUACCUGCCUCUCUGGAUCUGUCCUCCCUGUUGGGUUUCUGGCAGCUGUCCACACCCACUCCCCAGAAUGCCUUUGGGAAUAACACCAUCACCCUGGGGCCAGUGGAGCCACCUCUGCUGCCCAGGUUAACCUGCCUGGGACAGCAGCAGCAGAAGCCCCCACGAGCCGUGGGCACUGUGAGCCUGGGCAAGCUGCCCUUGCCCCCCGCCCCCCAUGUGUUCUCAGGGGGCUCCACCUCUGCCAUCCUGCCUCAUUUCCACCAUGCAUUCAGAUAAGUGGUUUUUAAAGUGUAUCUUGCUUAUCGUGGAAGAUGUUUUAAGAAGCAUUUUAGACGUCAGUUAUAAUACAAGGAAAGAUUUGGGAAAACGACUAGGAAUAUGGCUUAUUCUGUGAUGACUGGCUUGAGAUUAGAGAAUUCGUGAACUGCAUGUAUCGUGCCAACCUGUCCUGAGUGUUUAUGCUUUGUACCAAAUUUAAUGGACGCGUGUUGUGUAAUCGAGCUGCAACUAUUGUCAUAACCAACAUCUAAAAUGAUGGCUGCUAUAUAUAAGUGUUUGUCAUAUGGAGUUUCAUUGUAAGCCAUGAUCGUGAUACUGUUAACUAGAUGACUUUGUGUGGCACUGCCUAGUAUGGGAACUAUGGAAAGCUUUGGAUGUCUCCAAAUGGGGAGAGUUUUUUUCAAAAUAAGAAAAUAACCUUUAUAUGGCAUAUUGUAACUAGGCUGUGUAUUUCUGUUCAGGGAUUUUUCUAUGUUCAGGGUUGGAUGUAGUUUAGUUGCUGUGACCGUAGCCAACCUGUAGUUUUGCAUAAACAAUUUCUUGUGGAGCAGUAGAUUUCUCCAUUUCAAAAAAGCAUUUUAAAUGUCGUUUGAAUAUUUUCCACAAGAUGCUGCAAUGUGAGCUAUUACUUCGUUUAUCUUAAAGACUAAACUGGUUGUCAGUUAUAUCUGACAGAAAAAAAAAAAAUCACUGUGUAACCAGGUUAAG
This is a messenger RNA of Otolemur garnettii (small-eared galago), 2296 nucleotides long. It is a transcript of the gene PLAGL1, whose product is annotated as PLAG1 like zinc finger 1. Lineage: Eukaryota; Metazoa; Chordata; Mammalia; Primates; Galagidae. Gene Ontology annotation, molecular function: DNA-binding transcription activator activity, RNA polymerase II-specific. Bases 137 to 1585 code for a protein of 482 amino acids. The record is from RefSeq and is a predicted model, not a curated record. The transcript is spliced from 4 exons.